AUGAAGCAGCAUUAUGGUGGGGAAAAGCAGCGGCAUGCAGCAUUAUCCUGGGUAAAGCAGCAGCUUGAAGCAGCAUUAUCCUGGGUAAAGCAGCAGCUUGAAGCAGCAUUAUCCUGGGUAAAGCAGCAGCUUCAAGCAGCAUUAUCCUGGGUAAAGCAGCAGCUUGAAGCAGCAUUAUCCUGGUGCCGUCGCAGGAACUAUCAGAACGAGGAUGAAGACAAGGAUGCAAGAAGGAACGAGGAUGAAGACAAGGAUGCAAGAAGGAACGAGGAUGAAGACAAGGAUGCAAGAAGGAACGAGGAUGAAGACAAGGAUGCAAGAAGGAACGAGGAUGUAGACAAGGAUGCAAGAAGGAACGAGGAUGAAGACAAGGAUGCAAGAAGGAACGAGGAUGAAGACAAGGAUGCAAGAAGGAACGAGGAUGAAGACAAGGAUGCAAGAAGGAACGAGGAUGAAGACAAGGAUGCAAGAAGGAACGAGGAUGAAGACAAGGAUGCAAGAAGGAACGAGGAUGAAGACAAGGAUGCAAGAAGGAACGAGGAUGAAGACAAGGAUGCAAGAAGAAACGAGGAUGAAGACAAGGAUGCAAGCAGGAACGAGGAUGAAGACAAGGAUGCAAGAAGGAACGAGGAUGAAGACAAGGAUGCAAGCAGGAACGAGGAUGAAGACAAGGAUGCAAGAAGGAACGAGGAUGAAGACAAGGAUGAAAGAAGGAACGAGGAUGAAGACAAGGAUGCAAGCAGGAACGAGGAUGAAGACAAGGAUGCAAGAAGGAACGAGGAUGAAGACAAGGAUGCAAGAAGGAACGAGGAUGAAGACAAGGAUGCAAGAAGGAACGAGGAUGAAGACAAGGAUGCAAGAAGGAACGAGGAUGAAGACAAGGAUGCAAGAAGGAACGAGGAUGAAGACAAGGAUGCAAGAAGGAACGAGGAUGAAGACAAGGAUGCAAGAAGGAACGAGGAUGAAGACAAGGAUGCAAGAAGGAACGAGGAUGAAGACAAGGAUGCAAGAAGGAACGAGGAUGAAGACAAGGAUGCAAGAAGGAACGAGGAUGCCAGCUUCCUUCAUGACCCAGCAGAUGGAAGGAAAGUGACCAUGGGACCGCAGAAAGUAUCCAUGGGACCACAGAAAGUGGCCAUGGGACCGCAGAAAGUGACCAUGGGACCACACAAAGUGACCAUAGAAAGUGACCAUGGGACCGCAGAAAGUGACCAUGGGAUCGCAGAAAGUGUCCAUGGGACCACAGAAAAUAUCCAUGGGAGCAGAGAAAGUGACCUUGCGACUGCAGAAAGUGACCAUGGGAUCGCAGAAAGUGUCCAUGGGACCACAGAAAAUAUCCAUGGGAGCAGAGAAAGUGACCUUGCGACCGCAGAAAGUGACCUUAAGACCCCAGGAAAUGACCAUGGGACCACAUAA
Messenger RNA from Procambarus clarkii (red swamp crayfish), 1416 nucleotides. The record is from RefSeq and is a predicted model, not a curated record. NCBI's taxonomy places the organism in Eukaryota, Metazoa, Arthropoda, Malacostraca, Decapoda, Cambaridae.